AUGCCAACGCCACAGAGCCAUGAUGUGGCCCUCCUACCAAGUGAUAUAUUUUGGAUGAUCAUGACAUAUCUGGAACCAAGCGAGAUUGUCCGUUGUCGUCGCGUCUCACGCGCUUGGAAUGAAGCAUUUAGCAAUCCAUCCAUUCUCCUCCCACUUUUGAAAAGACAUUUCCCAUGGACAAAAGAAGUCAAAAGCAUAAACACAGAAUCCAAUAAUCAACAUCAAAGUAACGGUCUUUCUCUCUUUGACAAAGUCGCUUCUCGAUACAUGUACCUGGAACGAGGAAAGCCCCGCUCGAUCCAAAAAUAUCGACUCUGCAAUAACUUCGGCAGGACUGAAAAGCGCGAAUGGUACGAAGUGCAGCCAUGGGAGUCUCACUCAGCCUCCUCCAGGGCGCUUGUUGAACGGCCAUUUCCCGAGGCGCGCUGGACCGUCGAGAAUAACCUAAUAGUUUUCCCCAGCGCCGAGCACGAAGUUCUCGUGCUGAUGGAUUUGGAAACGGACCGGAAAUUCAUGGUACCAUUCAUAAUCUGCGGGAAUAUUAUUCGUCGCAUUCGGCUGGAAAAGCGGCUACUUGUUAUUGAAUGGGCUGAUCCAAAAGCAUUCCACUGGCUAAAUGAUAGUGACGGCGUGCACCGCCACUUUGCAUCCUCGUUCGAUGUGACGAAAGGAGUCAACGAUAGCUGGAGUAUUACUCCACGAAACGAGUGGAAGAUCAUGUUCCUGGGCCAUCCGCUCAGCGAGCGGGAUCGCUUCUUCUCUGCACAUAGCAACACGCACUAUGUAAUCUAUAUCUGGCAGCCGAAUCGCAGUCUGUACACUGCAGAUGAGGAUGCGCCCAUUGAAUCUUUGUUUGUCUGGGAUAUUUCGAAAACGUCAUCAUAUCGACCAUCAUUGGAUCCCGCAGGACGAAACGCACCGGACGACGCCCCGUGCAUCGUGUCAAGGUUCGGCUUCCAGGAUCUAGAAUUUUUCGGCGUCCGCCAACGGGGAUAUCCCAAUUUCCAGCGAUUGGAAAUCACAAAGAACUCUCAGGCAAUAGAAAUUACAGAAAACUUCGGCUCUCGACCAGAAGGAGGGCUACCCCAUGCAAUCACUACAAGCAUUCCAUUGACGGGCUACGGGCCUCAUUGGCGCCGGGAUCGUCAGCGUGCUCUACCUCCUUAUUGGGGGAACUCUAGUCUUCAUAGUGAAUUCAUGAGCCCUGAUGAUUUUAGUGAAGAUUUUUGGAGUCGGGCCAUUUCCCAAGUCACUGAUGGAGAUCAUCUUCGAUUUGUUCUUCAUUUCCAGCAAAUGCUCCGGAUGGGUAAACGCGUUACUGAUUUGAUUAUUUGGAUACCUUGGUCGAAGGUCACCAUUGAAAAUGUGGAUUUCACAGGCCAGGGGAAGCUCGCUGGUUGCGAGAAGUAUCUUUUGGGAGAAAACAAAAGCCGAGAGCUCGUCAUCUACCGAUUUGAUAGGUGA
Penicillium soppii is the source of this 1464-nucleotide messenger RNA. RefSeq names its product F-box protein. The transcript has a single exon. Bases 1 to 1464 code for a protein of 487 amino acids. The record is from RefSeq and is a predicted model, not a curated record. Gene Ontology annotation, molecular function: protein binding. Lineage: Eukaryota; Fungi; Ascomycota; Eurotiomycetes; Eurotiales; Aspergillaceae.